Molecule: messenger RNA, 2409 nt
Organism: Branchiostoma floridae (Florida lancelet)
Lineage: Eukaryota; Metazoa; Chordata; Leptocardii; Amphioxiformes; Branchiostomatidae
Product: cholinesterase 1-like
Exons: 7
Coding region: 416-2170 (584 amino acids)
Biological process (GO): choline metabolic process; acetylcholine catabolic process
Cellular component (GO): plasma membrane
Molecular function (GO): acetylcholinesterase activity
Source: RefSeq, a predicted model, not a curated record
GUCAAGUAGACGAAUGAUAUCUACACAGGUACGCCGUGGUACGGGCACAAUAGACGUUAAGCCUAUUGGAUGCUUGUCCGUGUCGACAAAUAGGCCCCGUGUUGUCAUUACUUCAACAGGUAAUUUUGUCUUUGUUGUCCACAACAGAGGAGAACGCAGACUGACCCUCUCGGUCUGUGUGUGACACAUUUGGUCUGCAUGACGCACUGACCAACGGUGCAGGGAAAAUCUCCAUAGCUAAUACAGGUGAUUUUCUUUGAUCUCCACAACAAACACGUUACCUAACCCAAUCUUCUCCGGGUCAGUAUAAGCGGCACUGGCACGUAUCUUCUGAUCAAAGAGCCGGCACAGGUGAAGGGAACUCCACCGCAGCAGAGAAAGGGUUUACAGAACUAGAGAAAAGACGCCAUCAGGUAUGGCUGUGUACAUCCUAGCGGCCCUCUGCGCCGCCAUGUUGAGUAAAGCUCCAGUCCAGGCAGCGGCUGAAGUGACGGCUCCUGCGGGAAGACUUGUCGGGCUGGAGCAGGACGUGUUCGGGACGACAGUUCACGCCUUCCUCGGGAUCCCAUUCGCACACCCUCCAGUCGGCAACCGUCGCUUUCGGCGAGCUGAACGCCUGCCGCCGUGGGACGGGGUCUACAAUGCCACGACGUAUCCAAACAUGUGCAUUCAGUCAUCAAAUCUUUUCCCGGUGGGAGGGGAGAUCACCCCGAAGAGCGAGGACUGUCUGUACCUGAACGUGUGGCAGCCGAACCCUGUCCCAACUGGUGCCGCCGUCAUGGUCUAUAUUCACGGCGGGGGAUUCAUGACUGGCUCUUCUUCACUGUACAACGGAAAGUACCUGACUGCUACAGAAGGAGUGAUCGUGGUAACCGUUAACUACCGAGUCGGCCCGCUGGGGUUCCUGUACACAGGAACUGAUGACGUGCCCGGAAACAUGGGUCUGACGGACCAGUUACUGGCCCUCCAGUGGGUACAGGACAACAUCCCAUCUUUCGGAGGAGAUUCCUCCAAGGUGACCAUUUUUGGCCAUAGUGCAGGUUCAGCAAGUGUUGGUUUCCAUCUGGUGUCAUCGGAAAGUAGAAACGUCUUCAGUCGGGCCAUUCUGCAGGCUGGAACGUCCUUGCAACCGGGUCUGUCCGAAACGAUGUCCGGCGCUAACGACAAGGCCAUGGCGUUUUCCGAAAGUCUCGGCUGCCCAACUGAUCAAGGUACAGCUGCACUACUGACAUGUCUACGGUCUCAAGAUGCCCAACAGUUCGCAACGUUCACUAACUUCUACCCCGUGAAGGAUACCGGUUUUAUCCCCGCAAACCCAGCACAAGCACUCGAAGAUGGCAUGUUCAAAAGAGCUGACAUUCUGAUCGGAACUAACGAAAAUGAAUUUGUCUUUUUCUUGAGUUUCUUUGGCAUUCCUGGUUUCAGUGUUGGCUCGGAGAGUCCUCCCGAUAGGGAGCAAUUCAUACAGGCUAUAAACAUAGGCUUGGCAGGGCCUCUGAAUGAACUGGCAUUGGAGGCAAUCGAGUUCCAGUACACCGACUGGCUUAACCCUGACUCUGACACCAGGUACCGGGACAUUCUCGAAGCUGCAAGGGCAGAUUAUUCCUUUGGUUGCCCCACUGUCGCCACGGCCCGCGCCCAUGCCCAAUACGGCACCAACGUGUACAUGUACCGGUUUGCCCAUCGCGUCACUGCCUCCCGCUGGCCCGACUGGGUUGUAGCGACCCACGGUGAUGAACUCCAGUUCGUGUUCGGGCUGCCUACCAUACCAGGCGUCGGUUACAGCACGGAAGAUGCCGAGGUAUCCAGUACCAUGAUGCGGUACUGGGCAAACUUCGCCAAAACAGGCAAUCCAAACAACAACAACGAUGCCGACCCUGUGUGGACGCCGUACACCGAGACAGGCAGACCCUACAUACUGCUGGAAGGGAGUGGCCCAAAGAUGAUGACCGGGUUCAAGACCACUGAAUGUGCCCUGUGGGAUGUCUACGUGCCAGCUCUCAUGAACAAAACAGUUGCCCAAGCCCCCAUGACAUCAGAGCCCGUCCAGUGCCAGACUACCACAGAAGUCGUCGCCCCGGCAGUUUGGGGACAGAGUCUGACACUGGCUCUUCUCUUCAACGUCAUCAAGGACGUCAUCAGCUUCGUCACGACCAUAUUCGUGCUGUAAGAGAUGAUGACGUCAUCAGCUUCGUCACGACCAUCUUCGUGCUGUGAGAGAUGAUGACGUCAUCAGCUUCGUCACGACCAUCUUCGUGCUGUGAGAGAUGCUGACGUCAUCAGCUUCGUCACGACCAUCUUUGUUCUAUGAAAGAUACUAACUGGAACCGACGAAAUCAAUCGGUUCGACUAGAAAGAUUUGUAGUCUCAACAAACGGUAGUAAUGAUUAAAAGCUGUAGAAGCACUGA